Messenger RNA from Talaromyces marneffei, 1059 nucleotides. RefSeq lists its product as uncharacterized. Gene Ontology annotation, biological process: response to endoplasmic reticulum stress; protein folding. Gene Ontology annotation, cellular component: endoplasmic reticulum. The record is from RefSeq and is a predicted model, not a curated record. Gene Ontology annotation, molecular function: protein disulfide isomerase activity. The transcript has 6 exons. Bases 1 to 1059 code for a protein of 352 amino acids. NCBI's taxonomy places the organism in Eukaryota, Fungi, Ascomycota, Eurotiomycetes, Eurotiales, Trichocomaceae.
AUGAUACCGUGGUCGCUGCGACAGUUCAUGUCAUGGUUGUGGCUAUUAUUCCUUUUUGAGCUAUGCUGUGGGCAGGAAGCGUCCCUGAUCACUCUUGAUCCGGAGGGCUUCGAACAGCGUGCUCUCCAGCCAGGGGUGUUUGUCAUAAGUUUCUGCGUUCCUUGGUUCGAAAAAUGUAAAGCACUUCAUAAUGAGCUCGUCCUCGCUGCGGAGAGCUUGAGCAAGAGCUCGGAUGUCAGCAUAUAUGAAAUAGACUGCUUGGAGCACGAAAAGUUUUGCGCUUCCUUAGAUGUCUUGUCAUUUCCAACCAUCAGAACAUUUGAGCAUCAAAAAUGGUCGCGCUACCGAGGCCCGCAAAGGGCGACGCCACUCGUGACACAUGUCUUGAGGCAAGUUACAGAUUCACUCGUCGAAUUGGACGAGAAUCGAUUCGCCGUGAUGAAGAACUUGGACAUUCCGUUGAUGGUCCUAUCCCGGGCGGAAGAUGACGUCUCAUCUACUGCUCUCAUGACUUCUCUUGCCAGGGAAGAGCUAGCAAAAGAUUUCUUUGUUGGGGUCAUGUCCGACACCCAAUCCGAGAAGAAAAACUCAUUCAUCACGGUGUACAACGUUCGGGACGAAACAACCCCCAAAUACGACGGGCCGUUUGAAAAGGACGCCAUACUACAUUUUGCCGGUCUCGUUUCACAGCCCCUGAUUCGACAGUUCGACAUGUCAUCACUAGUCAGCUUUAUGAAGUCCGGCCUACCUAUCGGAAUGAUCUACUCGGCCAAGGAUGAUGAGCGACAGUCCCUAGCAGCAGCUCUAUCUGACGUAGCAAUGGGAUAUCGAGGGAAAGUCAAUUUUGCUACUGUCGACGCUAUCAAGAAUUCAUUCGCCUUGGAGCCAAUGGGACUAAAUACGGACGAGCUACCCGCUUUCGUUAUUCAAAUCAAUGACAAGAUCUACAAAUUUGGUCCCGGCUUGACCAUCACACCCAAGGCAAUCGAUGCGUUUCUCAAGCAAACAUUAUUUUCGGGGACAGGGCAGCCGGAUUGGCUAAUUGUGCAACCAACGUGA